Molecule: messenger RNA, 2653 nt
Organism: Tachyglossus aculeatus (Australian echidna)
Lineage: Eukaryota; Metazoa; Chordata; Mammalia; Monotremata; Tachyglossidae
Gene: TNFSF8
Product: TNF superfamily member 8
Exons: 4
Coding region: 1-714 (237 amino acids)
Biological process (GO): CD8-positive, alpha-beta T cell differentiation; immune response
Cellular component (GO): membrane
Molecular function (GO): tumor necrosis factor receptor binding
Source: RefSeq, a predicted model, not a curated record
AUGUACUCUCCACCACAGCAAACACUCCUCAAAGUGGAUGGUUCUAAUGAAGCAGCCACGAAUAUGUCUGAAGGCACAGUUACCAGCCAGCUCAGAGGCACUAGCCGAACAUAUUUCUAUUUCACCACAGCCACCCUAUCCUUGUGCCUCGUCAUUGCUGUGUCAACCAUAAUGGUCUUAGUAGUUCAGAGGACGGAAUCCAUUCCAGAGUCACCUGACAAGUUUCCCCUCACCCUCACAGGAGGAAAUUGUUCAGAGGACCACUUAAAGAUUCUAAAAAAGGCUCCAUUUAAUGACUCAUCAGCAUACCUAGAAGUAUCCAAGCAAAUAAACAGCUCUAAACUCACCUGGAAUCAGGAUAGUGGCCACCUCAAUGGAAUAGAAUAUAACAAUGGGAAUCUGGUGAUUCAGUCCCCUGGUUUAUAUUUCAUCUACUGCCAUCUACACUUUUAUGUGCCCGAGUGCCCCAAGGAUCCCUUUGACCUAAAGGUGGAGCUUCUCAUUAAUGAUGAAGUCAAGAAACAAACACUGGUUACUCUGUGUGAAUCAAAUCUACGAACUAAGGGUAUCUUCCAAGACCUCUUCCAAUUCCUUCUGGGAGACUUAAAGGCCAACAACACUGUAUCCAUCCAGGUUAAUAAGUUCCAGUAUGUGAAUACAAAUGAUCUCCCCCGUGACAACGUGUUUGGAACCUUCAAAUACAGUUCAGACUGAGAGAUCCCAUUUAACCUGCCAAGAGAUGCCAUCACUCCUAGGAGGCAUCGUCUAAACUGAUGUACCUUUCUAUUGAAUCAGGGAGCAAAAAUAGCAUUUUUUUCAGCCAGAGACCAUAAUACCAAGAUUGAAAUCCAAAACACUGUAGAGCAUAUAUACCAAGUUACCAAAUUAAUCAGGGGACCAGUUGGGGUGCUGAGAUGACCCAAUGGACAUGGUGGAAUUCUCUCAGAAAGGAAGAAAGAAGGAAUCCAGUCAUGCAGGAAUGACUCUCCCCAGAUGUUGGCGCUGGAAGCAGACAGAAAUCAAGACUCACCAAAAUACAUCAAGCAAAUACAUGUAGUAGGUGGGGCAAGGCCUCACAUCAAGAUACUUUCAAGUGGAUUGUGGGCUAGCUCCUGAACACUUCCCCGGCUUAGGACAACCAGCAGCCCCUCACCAGGUCUGAAAAUGAGGGUAAAAGUUCUCAGGUUCACUCUCUAAACCAUAAAGGGAAAAAAAAAGUGGCCCAGCAUGUAAAAUGCAUUUCCCAACCUAUAGUUGUCUAACCUCGAAGAAUUAAGAUUAAUACUGCCCAUAUCAGAUCGUCUUAUUGUAUUUAAGAUAUUCUUGUGGGGAAAUAUAUUUAAAGUGAGAAACAAAGGCAAGGCUACCUGAAUGUAUGGGAAAGCCCUAUAUUUAUUCCUACUAGGACUGACACUGAAUCAAAUAUUUACCUAGGCAAGCAUUUAUCUGUUCUCUGCCACAAAGUAUCCAAAGCCUCUUGCAUAGGGUUUGUAUCUCAGUGGGUACUCAAUAAAUAUUAAACAAUGAGGAGGAAGGAGGAGAAUGAUGGUGGUGGAGAUAAUGAUGAUGGAGAAAAGGAGAGGGAGCAGGAGCUGGAGGAAGAAAAGAAAAAAUUAGUACAGUUCUAUAGUAGAGUGAAAUGCAGUCAUAGAGAUUGGGGAGUGAAGUCAAGUCACUUAGUCACUUGUCCAAGUGAAAGCCUCUUGACACCUCCACGUCUUACUACUUCCAGGGUUUGUGGCUACAGAGGUGAGGAAAUGCCAUGGUCUUGUGGUCACCACCCUCUACCCAGCAACUCUCUCAUGCCCUUCUGAGACUCCUCCUGGCAUCUGCUUUGUAGCACAUGACCAGAUGGGUUGGUUUUGCCUGCAUGGUGGCUGGGCAUUGAACAUAAUCCCCAGAGCAAUGAAAGUUGUUCCUAAACCAUAACACCAUUACAUUUUCCUCAUUGAGCAUAGGCCAAGAAGAGUUGAAUUAUGGAAUGAAUUUAUGUAGAGCCCCUUAAAUGUCUAACUGCAGCUCAGUGAUUAGAAAGCUUCAAUUGACAAAACUCACAAGAAGUCAAAGGGCUCUGAAAAAGGCUAGAGAAAACCUCUGGAUCCGAAACUCUUCCCUCCACUCACAAUGCAUGACAAACUGAUGCUGACUUCAAUAAGAAAAAAGGAUCAGUUUGCUUUUUCAACAUCAGUACCUAAUGGAACCAGGGACCAUUGUGGACUGGGAGUCAGUCAUUUAUUUCCCUUCCUUGAGUUUAAUUAUCAUGGAAACCAAGCUUGACCUCAUAGAGCUACCUCUGUAAACAUGUGCUGUUUGAGGAACAAUAAGUACUAUUGAUUAAGUUCUUCCCAAGCAUUUCUGGAAGAACACUAAGUCAAAGUCCACCCAGAGUAAGACAAAAGUCACAUUGUGAACAAACUUCCCAAAUGGAUUGGCUAAAACUUGUCUGGCUUGAAAAUUUGGCUUUCAACUUCAUCUGGUUAAUAGGAUUCCCCAAGAAACAUGUUAACAAAGCCCCCAGUAUAUGUUCUCUCAGGCUGGCCUGCCACAAGAAGUGAUCUCCAGCCUCAUCUGAUCUUCACCAAGUAUUCUCACAGUACAUAUGUAUCUCCACCACUGAUUUGCACUACUUUCCAACAGCUGAUAAAGUGAUGAG